Molecule: messenger RNA, 711 nt
Organism: Pneumocystis jirovecii RU7
Lineage: Eukaryota; Fungi; Ascomycota; Pneumocystomycetes; Pneumocystales; Pneumocystaceae
Exons: 6
Coding region: 1-711 (236 amino acids)
Biological process (GO): maturation of LSU-rRNA; maturation of 5.8S rRNA
Cellular component (GO): preribosome, large subunit precursor
Source: RefSeq, a predicted model, not a curated record
AUGAAAGUAUCUAUUGAACACUCUAAAAGGAGUAAUGAAGAUAUUUCAGAUUUUCAAGUAAAAAAAAGACGAAAAAUAAAAAAUAAAGAAAAAAUAGCAUAUGAAAACUUAAAGAACAGAAAAUUGAAAAAAAUACAAAAAAAACAAAUACAUAAGGAAAAAAAUGAAGUAAAUGAUAUUAUUACGAGUGAUACGGACUCUUCUAUAUCAGUAGAUAUGGUAGAAAAUGAGAAAAAAAAAAAUGAUGACCAAUCUACAAUUUCUGACAAUUCAGUUAAAUUUGCUUCUGCUUUAUCAAAAAUUAUAUCAUCAACUGUAGAUUCAUUUGAUAAAAAUGAUCCUGUUCUUAGUUAUAGCAAAAUAGACAUGGCUAAAAAGAUUGAAGAAAAAAGUAUAGAAAACAAGGCAAAAAUGUUAAUUUCAAUUGAAAAAAAAAAAGAAAAAGAAAAAGGAAGAAUAAAAGAUAUUAUUCCCAUAGAUGAUAAUGAAGCACGAAAAGCUCUAGAAUAUGAAAAAUCUCUACGAAAAAUUGCUCAAAAAGGAGUUAUUAAUCUAUUUAAUACUAUCCAAGCAGUACAAACCAAGGCAAAAAAAGUUUCUAAAGAAAUGAAAAAGAAGAAAUUAAUGAGCACACAAAAAAGAGAAAAAGAAGUUGCAAAAAUGUCAAAGCAGGAGUUUCUGGAUAUGAUUAGAAAAACAAAUAAGACAUGA